Molecule: messenger RNA, 6899 nt
Organism: Octopus bimaculoides (California two-spot octopus)
Lineage: Eukaryota; Metazoa; Mollusca; Cephalopoda; Octopoda; Octopodidae
Cellular component (GO): nucleus
Molecular function (GO): DNA-binding transcription factor activity
Source: RefSeq, a predicted model, not a curated record
GUAUAAACUACAGUAAUUAAUUUCUCUCUGCCUCCCUCUGUCUGCAUCUUUCUAACUUAAUUUUUAUAAGUCUCCGGACACAUUGCUUCCUUCAUACAUCGUUCAUACAAUAUACACACACACACACAUAUAUAUAUAUAUAUAAUGUAUACACACGUACAUGUAUAAUUUUACUCUUGCUUCUCAAUCUAUGCAUAUUAAUAAUGAACCUAUGUGUGUGCGCGUAAAUUUCAUGUGCAGAUGGCCAGAAAACCUUCCAGAGAUGAUACUUAAUCCAUUUCCUAUAUUUCCUAAAUAACCCACCGCACAAUAAUGGAAAAAGUGUGUGAGUGAAUGAGAAGAAGACUGUUGUUUUUUUAUUAAAAGCCGCGCUUUUAAAGAUUAUACACUGAAAACAAACAAUCCACAUUCGUAUACAAAUGUUUGUAUUUACAUACACUCACGCUUUCGUAUUAUAAAUCGCUGGAUUUUGUUUUUUUAAAUUGUUUUUUUCUACAUACUUUUGUUUAUUAAUCGUUUUAUAUUUAUAUUUAUACACUGUUUAACUAAAAUAAUAUAUAUAUAUCUAUAUAUAUAUAUAUAUAUAUAUACCUCCUCCCUUUCUCCCUGAAAAGGAAAACCAAAAAACAAAUUGCUUAAUGGAGUACCUGUUAUGGAGCCAAUUUAUAAACAAAAGAUUUCAGUGCUUCUGUAACUGAGAUCGUGAAAGAAAGAAAACUAAAUCAAAUUGCUGUUUAAAUGUGUUCUAUGUAUAAUUGAUACAUAUAUAUCUUGUAUUGCUAAUACGCCAAAAGAAAUUUUGUUUUUGCAAGGACGAUACGUGGAAAAGACUACCUAAAAACUAUCAGAACGGCUGAUCAACAAUGUCAGGUCGUGGUUCUUGGAACAAACGGUCAACUGUCGGAGUCUUUGACUUCAAUGAGGAUCGCAAAAAGCGUUAUAAACACAAGCGGUCGCAAUUUUACAUGCACAAGACUGCACAUUUCACCACAACUGGGCCACCAUCGUCGGCCAUGGUUUCAUCCUCAUCACCCCCAGUUGCCUCUCUAACAUCUCCAUCAUCUGCCGGAUCAUUACCAUCGACGAUGUUACCGUCAGCAGUAGCUGACAGAAGUAAUAAUAAUAAUAAUAAUAAUAAUAACAACAGCAACAGUAAUAAUGUUAAUAAUAGUAACGUAGCUUCUCAUUCCGUUCUCUCCCCGAACCCAUCGCUUUGUGCUACUUCCAUUAUUUCGCCUACUUCCACUACCUCCACUCCUAUUUCUUCUCUUUCCUCGACAUCCCAGCCAUCGAGCAAUUUGCUCUCUCGGCCAUUACUGUCUGCUGUCCAGAAAUCAGCAACAAGCAGUAACAAUGUGAAUAGCGGAUCUAAUCUGCACCACCAUCACCACCACCGUCAGCAACAGCAACAUCUACAGAUUCACCAGCAGCAGCAGCACCAUCAGCAUCAUCAACAACCACAUCAUCGUCACCUCUCUUCGGUGAACAAUACUGGAUUGCUAGUAGACAACAACAACACUACAAAUAACAACAUAAAUAAUUCUACUACUACUACUGCUAUUACCAACAACAUCAGCGGCGGCAGCAGUUCUGCAGCUGGCAACCUUAACUGCCGACGAUUACCUUCUAACAACAGUAUGAAUGUGACCAGUUCAGCCAGCACUUCGCUGACCACUGGUGUGGCGAAUAUGGGCCUCGGUAGCAACAGCCCCACAAACAAUAGCAACAGUAGUAUGGCGGGCAACAAAGGUAUGGUGAUGAUGUCCCCUUGCAACAUGGGGACGGCUCCUUCCAGUGUUUCCUUUCAUCGUCCAUUAGGUUUAAGAAACGAUGUGUUAGCUUCACGUCUGCACAGUCUCUGCUCGAUCAAGCCCUCGAAUUCGUCGGCUCCAUCGUCGACUUCGUCAGUUUCCAUGAUGCCAUUGCCCCCAAACAGCAAUCUUCCUUGUCCGAACGUUGCCAACCCUCAUGCCAUGACCACAACUACUGCUCUGGCUAACACCACCUCUUCUACCGGCAUCAUCAGCAGUGGUACUUCUAGUAGUAGUGUUAGUAAUAAUAACAGUAAUAAUAACAAUAAUAGUCACAGCCAUGGCACGGGAAUCUCCUCGUUAAACAACCUGAAAACUUGCCUUCCAGAUGGCAACUCCAUCAUCAUGAGCAACAACAAUACAACAACUUCUAGUAGCAGUAACAACAACAGUAAUAUUCAUUGUAAUAAUAGCCAGAUGGGCUUCAGUACAAACGCGGCAGCUAUUGGUAGCAAUACUAGUAACAAUACUAGUAGUAACUUACUGACUGCUACUUCCGGCUCUGGACCUGUUCAAACGAAUGAGACUGGCAAAACUGUCAAGAAUACCAGACGCCAUCACAUGGCUACUGAUCGAAUAUACGAGUUUGAAUCCAGUCCCCCGACGAGCGAUGUAACCGAGACCCCUGCCCAGGCGGCUGUUCUGAUCGAUUCUCAACAAAGAAAACCUAUUUGGUCACCUGCAAAAACCAAAAGCCAUGAAAGCUCUAAGACCAAAGACAACAUAAGUGAUUCUGACACAACAAACAAAGAACAAACCAUGCAGACACCAGAUUCAGAAUCCCACAUUGAACUUCGAAGGGGACGUAGUGCACGAUCAGUACAGAAUAAUGCUGUUGAGCAGAGGCCUGUUCGCAAAUGUUCAGAAUUCAAUGAAACACAGCUGGCCUUUCUGGAGUCACAAUGGCAACUAGGAAUGGUGUCCAUUUCCCGUGAUUGUUGGAAGAUGAUUGACGAUACUGCUGAAUGUAUUGGAAUUUCAUCAGCUCGAGUAAAACGGUGGAUCCAAGAGUACAGCAAAGCUCAUGGCUUAGUCAUAGAUGAACCUGUCACUAGAAAACGCAAAUUAUCAGAAUCCAAAAAUACAGAUGAUUUUAGUUCCGAUACUGGAGGGGAAGAAAAUGAAGAACCUGAGAGUGCAGCAAAAAAGAGUAAGAAAAGUCCAUCUAGAAGCAAGACCAAAGAAAACAGAGAGACGACAGAUAAAAAAGAAACUAACCGGAACCAGAACAAGCGUGAACAGAUUGUGGGAUUACUGGGGAAGCUCAGCCACACCUGUUCAUCAUUGUCAUCUCUUGGUGUUGAAACUGCCUGUCUAGCUGUCAACAAACCAGUUGUUUUCACACUAGGUAGUAAAUAUGGUACAAACUUCCUUAAAAAAGAAAAGCAAUUACAGAACAAAUUUCUUGCCUACUUAGCCAAGGGCAAAGAUCAGCCCAAAAACAACCGUAAGAAGCUUGCAGAAGAAGUGAAGGCCUUAUUCAAUGAGAAGUUUUCUUUAUGUUGCGGCAGUACUCGGACCAUGCCAUAUGUUAAACUGGAAAAAGAUCCUAUGUUUAUCGACAUUGAAGGCUUCCCAGAUGGCAUUAUCCUAAAAAGACCACAAUCCUAUGGAAUAUCGGAUCUUCGGAAAAUUUUAAAUGCUUCUGAAAAAAUCCAGUUUCACCUAAAGAAUCCACAACCAAACAAAAAGAAAGUCACUUCUAACCCAACACCAAAGAAAGAAAAUACGAGUACAGAAUCUACAGAAAACAAUUUACCACCUCCUACUUUACCUGCUCAGUCCAAUGAUACACAGCCUAAUAAAGACCUCCGAACAAAAUCAGACAGUUUUGCUAAUAGUGGCAACAAAAGGAAUAAUUCCACUCCUCCUCCACCUCAGCUUGAACCUGAACGUCCACAACUUGAGUUGAACAAGGAUUCAAAAACUAAACCAGAUCAAGUUCCAAAAUUUGGUACAGUUGAGCCUCAGUUCUCAACGUUACCAAAAGCCUUUCAGACUUCAGGGAACACUCCAGGAAGUGAGUCUUUCUUACACAGUUCGUAUAUGACUACAAAUUCAAACACGGGUUCCCAGGCACAAAACCCCAAUAAAUCCUUACAAAUGAGACAAAGUGCUGCAUUUGGCAGCAAGCCUAUUGUCACAAGCCCUGCAUUCUUGCAGCACAGAACUACUUUCGGUUCUGGGAGCAGUCGCCGAAAAGCUCUAGAAUUAGCACGCUCAGAGCAGAAAGCUCAGGAAGAGAAAUCUAAAAAGGCUGUUGAGACACUGAAACCUGUUGAGCAGCCCAAGACUGAUUUUCAGCAGAAUUCAGAUAGCAAGUCUGUGGCCAAAUUUGACAUCAGUUCAAGAUCUGUUGAAGCUUCCAAAUUUAAACCAAUUGAUUCAAUGCAAUUGAAACCUAUGGAGAGCCCUAAGUUUAAGGGCAUAGAAAUUGCUAAAUUCAAACCUAUAGAGAGUGCUAAAUUCAAACCAAUGGACAGUAAGUUUAAACCUGUAGAAACGACCAAAUCUGACAAAAAAUCUACUGACAGUGAUCAUGUUGUUGAAAAGAAAAAAUCUGAAACACCAAAAUCUCAAAAGAAAGAAUCAGAAAAUACAAAAUCACAGAAGUCUAAAGAUUCUGAUGGCAAAUCAGGAACUGAAAGUGAAGUUUUUAUCGUAGAGAAAGUCUUAAAGAAACGUGUGCAAAAAGGUCAUCAAGAGGUUUUGGUCAAAUGGAAAGGUUACAGCAAUCGUUACAACUCAUGGGAACCAGUGGACAACAUUUUCACCAUGUAAACCUCUCAGUUUCUGGGGAGGAGGGGUAAAAGUAAAAUAAAUAAGUAAAAAAUAAUACUUUAAAUGAAAAAAAAAAAAAUUAUCACAAUGAAGUAGAAAUCAUUUCAGCUUGUAGAACAGAUUUUCACUAGAUUGUUGGUUCUGCCAACAUCUAAUCACAUGACUAUUUGCACUACAUUUCUUUUUUUUUUUUAAAUAAUAAUUAUAAUUAUAAUUAAUAAUAAUUAUAAAGUUUGGAGAGCAAAGGAUCUCAGGGCUAGAACACAUGGAAAUUUCUCUCUCUAUCUCUUGUUUUCCCCUUUCCCCUCCCUCCCCCCAUGCAAACACAUAUACAUGCACAACAUACAGAAAGAAAAGAACUCUAAGGUUACCUUCAUAAAAAUUCCCCUAAGAAAAUCUUUGAAAAUUCCAAAAUAUUCAGAUUUAGAUUAAAAUAUGGAAAAGAAAAAAUAUAAUAUAUAUAUAUAUAUAUAUAUAAAUAAGAAACUUAACAAGAAAUGAUACUUGAAUUUUUUUGUUUAACCACCUACCACCAAGGCCAAUAAUUUUUCUGAAAAGGAUUUUUGUCAAAAUGAAAAUGCAUCUUGAAUCUUGUUUUAGUCUACUUAGCAUUAGGGAGAGACAGCAUUAAGUUUUUUUUUGUCUUUUCCUUCUUUCUUACUUCCCUCUUUUUAACUCUUCUUUCUCAAAUUUAAUUUCUUCACAAUGAAUUAUUGCACAGAAUUUGUCUACAUGCUAGUAAAUACUGGUAGAAUGCCCGAUUUGUAUGUAGGAAACUAACAGAUUAAAAAAUUCCCGAAACGUAUGUCUGCUUUUGUACUAAGCAAGGGGAGACUUUUAUACAUGUUUCUAUAAGUGUGCAUCGUGCAUGCACAUGCAUGCAUUAUGUGUGAUACUAAGGCAGUGUUAACAUCUUAAUAUGUGUUUGUGUGUGUAUAUGUGCCUUAAUGUUACUGGGUUUUGAGUGGGGCAGGACUGGAUUUGGUCGACACUAUUAUGUCGAUUACAACCUAACUAAUAGGAAUAAUUAAGAAAGAAUAAAUUCUAUUGGAAUUUCAUUUUCUAGCAUUGGUUAAGUGAAACAAUAGUUUAAAUUUUGCGUAUGUAUAAUAUAUAUAUACAUAUAUAUAUGUAUGUAGAAGAGCAUAGGCUCGAAACGUCAAAGACUCUUCCAUUUUUCCUGAGCGUCAAAUUAAUACACCUUGUUCGUUGUUCCCUCAUCUGUCUGUGUCUAGUUUUCCGUACAAUUUUGAACCACCAUGCGUAUAGUGUGUGUAUGUAUGUAUGUAUGUAUAUAUAUAUAUAUAUAUAUAUAUAAUGUAUGUAUGUAGAUAUUUGAUUAAUGAGAGAGAUAGAUGGGAAAUAUGAGAAUGUUUAGUAAUCACUACAAUUUUUUCAACUCAUCUAACAUUGAUCCCUCACAGGUGGGAUACUGAACAACUGGUUUAGAAGUAGUUGUCGGUGUAGAUGUGUCUCUUCAGGUGAUUACAAGACAUAUCUCCUUGAAAAGCAGCAAGUCGGUGUGUGUGUGUAUGCAUGCAUACACGCUCAGAAGUUCUGGUGAUUCACAGAAUUUCUCACAAUGAAAUGAAUCCCCUGCUUCUUCCAUAUGAAUAAACACACAAUUAAGGAGUUGGGAGUAAUUUCAAAAUAGAAAAACAAGUUUUCUAACAUAUUUAUCAGAUUUUCAAAGUUUUAUUUGAGUAAGUUCAGUUCUUUAUUUCAUCUUCUCCCUUUGUAGUGUAAACUAGAAUAUGUACGUUAUAUAAGAAACAAAAAAAAACAUAAUCUAAAGACAAAAAGGAAAUGAUUGAGUUAUUAUUACCAGCAUAUAUCUCAUCAAUUCAUAGCAACAACCCCAUUGUCAUUUUUAAUCAACAACUAUAAUAUUUUUAAAAGCAUUUUAUUCCCCGUCACCAUGUCCAUACAAAACCCAGAACAUUUAGAAAGCUUGAAAAUUUAUCAAACAUUUCUGCUAAAAAUAAUAUCUUGAUCAACCCCCUGAAAGUCACUAUUGUCAUCUCCUGUGUAGAUUUUUCAAGAAGGUUCUAUUUGUUUUUUUGGGUUUUUUAAAAGAAAAAAAAAUUUUUUUUUUAACAAUUCUAUCUCCAAACUUGUUCUGGCAAAAAUCUUUUAAGAAGCAGAUCCAUUAAAUAAAAAAAAAAAAAAAGAAGCGGGAGAGAAAAUACAUCUCCUAAACAGUAGCAAUAUGAACAAAUACCUAAAAUUUUUUUUUUCUCUCAUGGAAUGAAUAAAAGAAAGAAAGAAAAAUAAUCUAAAAAAAGAAAAAAAACAAAGAAAUGAAAA